CUCUGAGUUUGUAAGAAACGAAACACACGAACCUACAGCGGAGAGGGAGUAUCCACAGAGUCUCCUGGUCAAAGUCAUUGGAUCAAACUUGUGCCAGUCACUUCGUAAAGCACAACAUGCCCGCCCAGUGUCCCUGGGAUGAAGAGAGGACGGGAGUUUGAACAGAACAGGGAAAUGAAGUUGUCAGACAGGCCAGCCCAGCAGCUCUCUCUUUUCAACUAGGCAGCUAGCAAGUGAGGUGACAGACGGUCAUUUACAUGAAAUAUCACAGCUAUGAAGGUCGGACUCUUCAGCAACUUGUAGCUACAGUCGGUCCACUUGGAAAGCUUCGAGCACAGAUCUGAGAUAACGCUACAGACCUUUCACAGUAAGCAGCGUUACGGAGGGGAAAUAAAGCCUGCUAGCUAACCUUUAGCCACCGAGCCUCCUUCAGCUUCUAAACAAGAGUUCACACGGGAUUGGGAUCCUUCACAGCCAUGCCUUUUCCUUUUGGGAAGUCUCAGAAGAGUCCGGCUGAGAUAGUGAGGAGCUUGAAGGAGAAUGUGGCAUACAUGGAAAAGUUGGAUGCUGCAGACAGCAAAAAGUGUGAAAAGGUUGCAGAGGAGGCCUCCAAAAACCUGGCUUCACUGAAGGAGAUUCUUAGUGGGACAGGUGACAAGGAGCCUCAAACGGAAGCAGUAGCUCAGCUUGCACAAGAGCUGUACAAUACCAACCUGUUAAUUGCUCUCAUCGCUAACCUGCAGAAGAUUGAUUUUGAGGGGAAGAAGGAUGUGGUUCAUUUGUUCAGCAACAUCGUGAGACGUCAGAUUGGCACCCGUACACCCACUGUAGAAUACAUCUCUACACACCCACAGAUCCUCUUCAUGCUUCUGAAAGGAUACGAGAGUGCAGAAGUAGCUCUGAACUGUGGAAUGAUGCUGAGGGAGUGCCUGCGGCACGAGCCUUUGGCACGGACAGUGCUCUUCUCUGAAGAUUUUUACUGCUUCUUCCGUUACGUGGAGCUCUCAACCUUCGACAUUGCCUCAGAUGCUUUUGCUUCAUUCAAGGAUCUCCUCACAAGACACAAGAUCAUGUGUGCGGAUUUCCUGGAGAAUAAUUAUGACAGGGUGUUUACAGAAUACGAGAAGCUCCUGCAUUCUGACAACUAUGUAACAAAGCGUCAGUCUCUGAAGCUUCUUGGGGAACUUCUGCUGGAUAGACACAACUUCACUGUCAUGACAAAAUACAUCAGCCGGGCGGAGAACUUAAAGCUAAUGAUGAACAUGCUACGAGACAACAGCCGGAACAUCCAGUUUGAAGCAUUCCAUGUCUUCAAGGUGUUUGUUGCAAACCCAAACAAGACUCAGCCCGUGCUGGACAUCCUGCUGAAGAACCAAACCAAACUUGUGGAAUUCCUGAGCCAUUUCCAGACGGACAGAGCCGAGGAUGAGCAGUUCUGCGAUGAGAAGAACUAUCUGAUUAAGCAGAUCCGCGACCUAAAGAGGCCCGCUGCUCCAGAGGAAGCUUAAAGGAGUGAGGUUGAACUGCUCCAUCAGGUUGUAGAUGUACAGGUGGUGGCUAGGGCUGCAGAGGGCUAAGAGACAGCAUAAACAUGCUUCAUUAAGAGUCAAUAUUAACUCCAAACUAUAGGAAAGAAAAGUAAUAAUAACUUCCUUCACUUUUAUUUCUGUGUGGAUGUGGAGGUGAUUUCCAUCCACUGCAACCUGAUUGGGCCGAGAACUGUUAUUAAACCAUAGUGCUCCCUCUUAGAUGAUAAUGACAUGCAUUUAGUCUGUUCUUGAAAUGUUGGACCUUAAACUGUUACCCUUCCACACACUUUGUCACUGGCCCCUAUUCACAGCCGACACGAGCUCUGAGCUGCUCUUUAAAUCUUUCUCAGAAACUUGUCCAUAUUUUAAUGAUUGAAAAGCUGAGAAGCAAAUAUAUUAUUUUUCUAAUGUAGCUUCAUGGUAAAAAGUUAAAAUCAUACAGUAACUCUUCUCUGAACAUUGUUUAGUCUGACUAAAUACAUAGCUUUGUUUUAUUGCCUUAUUGUAAGCAGUUGUGUUGUACAGGUUAUAAAUGAUCUGAUAUAUGGCUUUGGUAGAGUUACAUGUGGAUCAUAUUGGCCAGGUCAGCACAUAGAUGGUUUUCGGUGAUUAAUGCGUACCUGUCUGGCCUUUGGUUGGUUGUGUGAGAGGUGACAGAGGUCAGAAAUGAUCCUGCAGUGCAGUUUUUGCAGAAGCAUUAGCUGGUACAGGAAGAGAAAAUCAAACCCAUAGAAGAAUCAAUUAAUUGUGCUGUGAUUUUGGGGCUGCGCUCAGUGAGGCUUACAUGACUGAAAUAGAAACAAGGCAUCAGAUAAUGCUGCAGGGUACCAGCCAUCCAUUCCCCGCUAACAUGAACAGCCAGGAUAUACCAAUUGAUCUCACUGGGAGCAUUUCAUUUCAUCCGCACAAACUGAGCAAACAGAGCGGUGAUUCAUUUAAAACAAGGAUUUAACCAACAGUAAAUUCAGGGGGGUUUUAAUUACUUGAUGAAUGUCAGAGGGACUUCUCAUUCACAGCUUGAGCGCUGCAUAACACAAGAAUAUUAUUGCAGUUUACACAGAGGUGUUGCCCACAAGGAUGCAUCACAAGUAUGUUACACUUCAAAUCUGUGAUGUUCAUAUGAGGGCGAAAUGUCUCCUUCAAAAACAGCUGACGUGCUGGAGAGGCUUUACACUGACUGUUGUUGGGGUUACUUUUCUCAUUUCAUUUAGUCAUUGAACAUUUAAGAAACAUCUGAUCUUACACUGGAUCUGAGAAUGAGGCAGGCUUCAGGUAUUGGGGAUGUUUAUUUGCCCUAACUAACUGGACCACCUGACUCUUGUGUAAACAGUGACUCCUGUUCAUACAGUCUUUAAACUUCAAAUAAUCCAUGAGAAAAGAUGGUGGCAGAUUCUUAAACACGUAAAAGGUUUAGAAUAUGAUAUCUUCGUUGAAAAGAAAAAAUCUGAUGGAGCUUAAUCAUCAAUUUUAUAACCAUCAGUUUUAAUAGAUUACUCUGCAACAUGCCUGUGAUGCAUCAGGAAGUACACCUUACCAGAUAAUAACCACAUGUACUGUUAAAACAAGAAUGAGUUUGUUUUGGAUGAUGAGCACUGAAUUUAUUUAACUCCUCACAUGCAUCACUGAUCGGUUACCUUUCAGUAAAAGACAUCUGUUGAAAUAAUUGCCUUACUGAAGCCGUUGUCAGCGACAUGGCAUAUUAGGGAUUUCAAAGAUUUGAUCGUCUGUACGCACAGUCUUCUAGUAUAUACCUCAUGGGAUUUGAGUUUGCAAAUGCUGUGUUCUAUUUACUUUCCUUCCUCUGCAAAUUAUUUUAUUUCACAACUUAAAAGGCACAAUAGUGGUUUGUAUGCAUGCCUGAACUCGACGUAUGAGUUCAAACUAGAACAGGGACUGCGACCUGGUUUUCACAGUGGAAAGCUAGAUUUUAAACUGAAACUUUCAUUUGGUGGUGCCACACAAAGGUUAAUUCAUAAUGAAUUGCAGUGUGGUACCUGGUGAUGAACUUUGCCUUAUUUAAAGACAUUUAAUAGAUGGUAAUAAUAAUGUAAAUCUCCAGACCUCUUAAUUUGUUUUUAAACCAAAGUCAAUAUGAAAAGGGUAAAAUGUACAUUUCAAGUUCAACGCAUGAACAGUUGAUUUCUCAGAUUCAUAUGUGGUCUGUUUUGUAAUCCACUUCAUUCUGCUCUGGUGUUAGUCUGUGAUUGUUCAUGCAUUUCUGUUGCAGAUCCACCAACUACAACAGGAGUAGUUCUCCAGUGGUGAUUAACUGUUUUUUACAGGAGUCACUGUCUGGUUUUCUGCCCCAGGUAGUCACUAGGUAGCAUCAGGCCUUUAUGGAUCCAUACAAUCAUUUGAGAAAUCUGCUGCGAAUGUGGCACAACGCGCUUAAAUAGACUGAAGUCCUCCACACAGUACACGCUCACGUCAUCUGUCUGAAACUAAGUUUGCCUCACAAUGUAUUUCUACAAAAACUCCUAUGGUAUUCAACAUUUCAACUUCUCUGUGAUCCUUUAUUUUGACUUGAUAGUUUUCAAAACUAUGUUAAUGCAGUGGACUUAACCCACAUACGCAGGAGUCAUUAUCAAUACGUGUCUGACCACAAACAAACUCACAGCUUGCUGACAAACAGAGGUUACAUAACAGGCAAACUUAUGUAACAACACCCAACGUUACCAGACUCUUAUCUACCACAUGAAGAUCCAUGUUACAUACAUACCAAAAAAUAUUCUUAAUUUUUUAAUCUGAACGUGCACGCAAACUUUCUUCAACUGUCACAAGUCAUGACGUGCACUCUGUGGAGGACAUGCUGUACACAGACAUCCCAUCAGAGGGAGCUGUUUGCAACAAUUGGCAUCUUGCACAAGUUGUAUAAACAAAGCAUUUCAUGUUUCUUAACCCUACCUCUAAUUAUGAGUAUAUAAAUGAAUGGUAAUAUUUUAUAGACGUCAACACAAAUUCCUUAAGAUCAAUGCUAUAUAUUUGAUGAUUCAGAGCUUUCUGUUUAUAUCUUGGUUGUGCUUUACUUUUUUACUUUGUUGCCUUCUUUUUUUUUUCCCUUCUCUUUCCACUUCUGGAUGUUUUCUUUAUUUACCAUGGGAGCGAAUUAUCUGUAAAUAACUUUAUAAAGGAUAAAGUGUGAGAGCAUUCAUCAAAAUAAAACUUUAUGGAAAUGUA
Notolabrus celidotus (New Zealand spotty) is the source of this 4706-nucleotide messenger RNA. It is a transcript of the gene cab39l1, whose product is annotated as calcium binding protein 39, like 1. Gene Ontology annotation, biological process: intracellular signal transduction. NCBI's taxonomy places the organism in Eukaryota, Metazoa, Chordata, Actinopteri, Labriformes, Labridae. The transcript has 9 exons. The record is from RefSeq and is a predicted model, not a curated record. Gene Ontology annotation, molecular function: protein serine/threonine kinase activator activity. The coding region runs from base 477 to 1508 and encodes 343 amino acids.